Messenger RNA from Phalacrocorax carbo (great cormorant), 1357 nucleotides. The record is from RefSeq and is a predicted model, not a curated record. NCBI's taxonomy places the organism in Eukaryota, Metazoa, Chordata, Aves, Suliformes, Phalacrocoracidae.
CCCUCGGCCCGCCCCGGGCCCCGCCGCCGCCGCCGCCCCUGGCUCUGCGCUGCCCGCCGCCCGCCUUCGCCAUGGCCUUCGCCACCCGCCGCUUCGUGCGCGCCGCCUCCUCCGCCGCCGCCACGGCGGCCGCCAAGAAGCUGAUCGUUAAGCACGUGACGGUCAUCGGCGGCGGCCUCAUGGGCGCCGGCAUCGCCCAGGUUGCAGCAGCCAGUGGUCAUACUGUGGUGUUAGUAGACCAGUCAGAUGAAAUCCUUACAAAGUCGACAAAAGGAAUUGAAGAGAGUUUGAAGAGAGUGGCAAAGAAGAAAUUUGCAGAAAAGCCUGAGGCCGGUGCUGAGUUCAUUGAGAAGACCUUAAAGAACCUCACAACAAGCACAGAUGCGGUAGCAGUGGUCCACAGCACGGAUCUGGUGAUAGAAGCCAUUGUGGAGAACCAGGAAAUUAAAAAUGAGCUCUUCAAGAGGCUGGAUAAGUUUGCUCCAGAGCAUACGAUAUUUGCGAGCAACACUUCAUCCUUGCAAAUCACGCAGUUGGCUAACUCGACCACCAGGCAGGACCGAUUUGGUGGUCUCCAUUUCUUCAAUCCUGUGCCUAUGAUGAAGCUUGUGGAGGUCAUCAAGACUCCAAUGACCAGCCAAAAAACUUUUGAAUCACUUGUGGAUUUCAGUAAAGCAGUAGGAAAGAGUCCUGUCAGUUGUAAGGAUACUCCAGGAUUUAUUGUAAACCGCCUCUUGGUGCCAUAUAUGAUGGAAGCUGUUCGACUUUUUGAGAGAGGAGAUGCAUCAAAGGAAGAUAUUGAUGUUGCUAUGAAGCUUGGGGCUGGCUAUCCCAUGGGUCCAUUUGAACUGCUGGACUAUGUUGGGUUGGAUACCAGUAAAUACAUUAUAGAUGGAUGGCAUUCAUUAGAGCCCAACAAUCCUCUUUUUGCUCCCAGCCCACUCCUGAAUAAACUGGUAGAAGAGAAGAAGCUGGGUAAGAAGACUGGAGAAGGAUUUUACAAAUACAAAUGAACUCCAAACCUAUCCCUGUAUGCUAUUCAGCAUUGCCAUAUUACAGGUGAAUUCUGUUUAAACCUUCCCAAGGAUGGCACAAGCUGCAUUUAGAACAUAACCCACCUCUCAACUGAGUGAUUGCACUAGUUAACUAUUUCUCUGCUGAAAGCUUGAUUUAGUAGAUUUUUUUCUUGUAAUUCUGAAAAGCUUUAUAUGUACAGUGCCUUCAUGCAGAUGUUGAUUUUUCAGGUGCAGGACAGAAUGACAAGUGAAUUUCUGUAUUUGAAACAUUAUUAUAUUAACGGGAAAAAUCCUAAAAAUAACCGUACUUUCUUAAAAUUAAAAUUUUCAACAAUACUCUA